This is a messenger RNA of Xiphophorus hellerii (green swordtail), 3502 nucleotides long. It is a transcript of the gene ccdc92bb, whose product is annotated as coiled-coil domain containing 92Bb. The transcript is spliced from 4 exons. NCBI's taxonomy places the organism in Eukaryota, Metazoa, Chordata, Actinopteri, Cyprinodontiformes, Poeciliidae. The record is from RefSeq and is a predicted model, not a curated record. Bases 324 to 1157 code for a protein of 277 amino acids.
GCGCAGCGCCGCACUGCACGAAACAGCAGAAGGUGAAGAGUAGGUUAUUUCCACUCAGCCUGAUCCUGCAGGAUUCAUUCAUGCUUUGCAGAAUGCGGACAGGGAAAUAGUUGGAAGCGCGUCCGAGCAGCAGGAGACGGUAGUUUAGCGCACUGGUCCGGCUUUUGUUCGCCGCAUUUUCGCUGCAGCGAGGACAGAGACACCGGUCCAGGACAGUACGAAGAUCCAUGAGACACGCUUUGAGCUGGAUACCGCUUCAGUAUCACGUGCUGCGUCUGACGUCCCGCUGCUAACAUCUGCUCAGGUUGCGUGAAGGUUGAGCCAUGGACGCCGGGAGGCUGGAGCAGCAGGUGGCCAGCGUUGACAGGGGGAUCUGCUUCCUGAAGCAGGAGCACCUGACCAUGCUGACCGGCCUGCAGCUGGAGAUCACGCACCUGAAGAGGCGCUGUCACGAGCUGAGCUGUGAGCUGGACUCCAAGUUUCCUGACAGAAACACAGCAGAGGAGGAAGCAGAGCUGGCGGCGCGUUGCGAGGCCGCAGAGCGCCUCCUGGAGCGGCAGCAGUGCAUGACGGUCACAGUGCGCGGGGAGCUGCGGGCCGGCCGGGCCCGAGCUGUGGCACUCGGGAGGAGCCUGCGGGAGGAGGAGCGGCGGUUCCUGGAGGAGCUGAAGCGCCGCAGCCACAAGAUCACAUUGCUGAAUCGAGAACUUCAGCGGCAAAACGUCAUGACGACGACGCUGCACCACGAGCUGCAUGGCGCACGGUUGAAACUUUUCCAGCAGCGGCAGAGGGGGAAAAGAGAGGAGGAAGAGGAGGAGGAGGAAGAGGAAGAAGGAGGGUCAGACUGGCCUCUGUCUCCUCAUCCCGGUGCCUCCUCCGUCCAGCCAGAGGGGAGACCCAGGAAGAACAUCAGUGUGAGGGAGGAGAGGGUUAGAGCCUGCAUCCCACAGGAGAGAGUCACGUCACCACAGAGUCCACACCCGAUGCCUGACCCCGCCCUCUUCCUGGUGCCGCUCAGGUACCGCCUCCUCCGCUGGAGCCGGCCAAUGAGGCUGCAGGACGGUGAGGAGGGGGAGGACGAGUGGGAGGACAUAGAGGACAGCAGGGUGCCCAGGAGGGUGGAUAUGGGCGCAGGCGAGGGAGAGACGGCUCUGUGACCGUUAACUCCGAGGAGGAGCAGUCUGUAGAAAUCUGAAAAAUUAAGUUUUAUGAUUUAGCCUCACAGGAAAUGGUUAAUCUAAACUAGACUUAGAUGUAUUUAUACAUUUACCCAAUUAAGGGUGUGAAAUGUCCUGGAAAGGUUUAGAGUUUACCACAGCUGAUUGUGUUUGCCUAUAAUCUAAAAAGCAGAGUUGCAUCUGGGUUCAGUGAAUGCUUUCACCAGCUGGGACAGCUAGGGGUGCGCCAAAAACCUGACCUGCCGAUUCUGAAUUUGGCCGAUACCAAUUUGUUUUUUGUCUGAAAUGUUGCUAAAUAUAGCAAGAAAGUCCCUGAGUUUGUAACAAUAGUGGGGUGACUAUUGUUACCUUAAAAUGUGCAGACAUGGUGGGCCAGUCUGUCGGUCAAACUUCUCUUAAGUGAGAGCUGAAGAGGACAGUGGCUGAUUUUUAGGUAUUUGCUGAGGUGGAUAAGUUCAGCUUCACAUGUAAGUAUCGACCGAUCACCGAUCUCCCCAAAUUAAGGAAAUCUGUGCCGAUAAAUCGACUGGCUGGUAAAUUGGUGCAGCCCUAGAACCAGCUUUAUGUUUAGGAUGGUCACUUGAAAAGGAAAUUUUGUAUUACCUGCACUUUAUUAAAUUCAUACAAUUUGCCUUGUUAUGGCAAACCAUAACUCAUGUUGUCAUCUCUGUUUUCACUGAGAAAAAAACUUUUCUUAGAACAUUUUAAUAUGCAAGUGUGACUCCUCUACCGGCCUGGUGAUGUUACAAAGAGGAAGAACAGUAAAAAUACAAAUAAUCCAUUUUUCACAGAAACUCCCCGUCCACACUGUCUGAGCUUGAUCUAAUUUGACAAAACUCCUUCCUCCAGUUGUGAAAGACACAUGUCCAAAAACAUAUUCAAGUUUAAUUCCACAAGCAGUCAGCAUUGGCAGCAGGUAUUUAUAUAAAUACUCUCUUCCUCCUGCUUCAUAACUACCUUAUAUAUAAAUCCUGACAAAAUUAAUCAACAUUUGUUGUUAUAACAUGACUAAAUUUGGAAAAGGUGGGAAACUCAAAGCAGAGGAAAAACUGAUUAUUAGUCCCAAAAAAAUAACUUAAUUCUCUCACACCUGGACUGAUUACAUAUUGUGCUUUUUAUAUAAUGUAAAGUACGACUGAAAUCAACUUUCUAAAACUACUUUUUAGUAUUUUUAGCCAGUUCAGUCAUUAAAAUGCAUAAUAAUAUUAUAUACCAGCUGAAUUUAGGGGGUUUUAUGCUUACAUUUAUGAAAAAUUAUUGAUCCAAGGAUAUCGAGACUGAAAAAAUUGACAUUUUGAAAUCUAACCAGGAUAUCUGAGCAGAUGUAUCUGCUCCAAUAUUUUUACAAUAACUCUUGAAACAACUCAAGAACAGGCAUCCUCAUCCAUAUUUCUGUCUUCUGUCUGGAUAAAAUCCUGCAUGUCAGGGAUGUCCAGCUCAUUUUCAUUUUGGGCCAUAUCAACAUCAUGAAUGUUCUUAAAGGCCGGUUGUCCCAGAAUGCAUCAUAAAACCUACUACCAAACUGUUAAAAUAUUAAUAGCUGUGUCUGCAUUUGAUAAGUACUUAUUAAAAUUUAACAUCUGUAAAAUGUAGAAUAACAUUUUUUUACUUUAUAAUUUUUUUUCUUUUGCAAUAAAAAUCACUGAUUUGUGGAGUUAAUUCAGAAAUAUUUGCGAAAUAUCUUUAAAAAAAAUACUUGCUGUAAGAAAUACUGCCACUUGCAGGUGGAAGUUAGCAUCACAUAAACCCAAUGUUUUUGACCAUUUUGGUGGAAAAUUUACAGUAAACUCACAAUUAUGCAUUACUGUGAAAAAGUGCAUGGGUUUGUUGAUUUUCCAUAUUCCAUACUGCAAUUUGGCAGUAUACAGAUAAAAACUGCUUUGAUUUGAUUGAUACGAUUACAUUUAACCACACAACUGUUAUGUUAAAUGUUUUAUUUUUUAUGUCCCUCAUAAAUAGCUACAGUGGACCAGAUUUGGCCCCCGGGCCUUGAGUUUGACACGUGCUGUAUGUUGUCAGUUUCCCAGGUCUCGACUUAAAAAUCAAACAUUUUGUUGUGAAAUGUUUCCCAGUAGCUGCAAAAAAAGAGAAGAGUUGCUACAGAAAAAGAAAUCUUAUUUUAAUGUUAGUCAAGAUUUCAUUUAAUUUAUUAUUCACACAGCAUGAACUUUAAUGGAGCUACUACUGAAUAAACAAGCAGCAGCAGCAGAGAGUUUCUCCAGCAGUUGAUUUGCUCUUGGUGUGUUCAGAAUAUUAAUGAUUUGCUCUCUGGUGGCAACAGACCUUCUUUUCAGCUGAUGCCAAAUAAAUCUUUGAGGAAACAG